Messenger RNA from Bradysia coprophila, 8957 nucleotides. RefSeq names its product Utx histone demethylase (gene Utx). Gene Ontology annotation, cellular component: MLL3/4 complex. Gene Ontology annotation, molecular function: chromatin DNA binding; RNA polymerase II cis-regulatory region sequence-specific DNA binding; protein binding. NCBI's taxonomy places the organism in Eukaryota, Metazoa, Arthropoda, Insecta, Diptera, Sciaridae. Gene Ontology annotation, biological process: regulation of gene expression. The record is from RefSeq and is a predicted model, not a curated record.
UUUAGCGAUCGGUUGACGCGUACAGAUAGAGACGCGCUGCUGUGUUUGGGUUUUAGCAGCCCAAUUUUUAAAGGCUUUUUAAUUUUUUCUUCCCUUUUACAUAAAAAAUAAAUUUUAAAAAAAAGUUAAAUUAAAAAAAAAUAUUUUAACAAAGAGACCCAUCGGCAUAAUUUUUGUGUUCAACGUUGCAUAUUUAGGUUAUCAUUCAUUCAAAAAAAAACCGAAUGUGUUCAAAGUAGUGAUUUUUUGUCAUUAUUGAAAAUUGUAUUUAAUUCACACGAGACGAAAAGAAGAAUUCUAUCAAUUGAGUUGUAACGAGAAAACUGAUUUUUAUACAGUGUAGAUUAGAAAACUAUGUGUGGAUUUACGGUAUAUUAAUUAGCAGUGUACGUUAUCGAGAUAGCGUUUUAUGAAUAGUAGUAGUGAAUAUUGGUCGAACAUUUGAUUAAAAGUUUUUUUUUCUUAAUAAUAAAUUCGAAUUCAUGAUUGACGUGAAUGUAUGUGAGAGUUUAAAUACUAAUACACAUCCUAUACGUAUAUAUAAGUAAGUGCAUUGCAAGAACAACAGUGAGAAAAAAAACUACAAAAACUUGCGCUUGUGUGUUAUUGAAUUCAGGGUUGUAUACACUAUACGAUUUGACAUGAAAAUAUUGAUUACAUAAUAAAAGUGAAAAUUUAUUAUUACUGUGCCGAAUACAUAAAAGCGAAUGCAAUUUUGUGAACAGAAGGUUAAAGGGUGGCUAAUAAUAAACGUACGAUUAUGAUAUAUAUGUAUGCCAAUUAUAGAUCGGAUUAACGGCAGUCGAUUUUUUCGGUUGAAUUUUUUUUAAAGAAAUUGGGCAAUCAAAGCAUUUCAACAGUUGCUUUAUGUCAGUCCGGACUACGUACGUUCCAAUGAAGUUCAUCUGCGAUUGGGUCUUAUGUUCAAAUUGAACAAUGAUUAUGAAGCAUCUCUGAAACACUUACAGUUGGCUCUUUUGGAUUCGUCACCGUGCAGUUUUUCAAAGCUUGAAAUACGAUUUCACAUCGCCCAUCUGUAUGAAGCUCAAAACAAACACAAAGCAGCGAAGGACGCAUACGAACAAUUACUCAACGAGAAACAGUUAACACCGCAGCUAAAAUCGGAUAUUUAUCGGCAAUUAGGAUGGAUGUACCAUUGCGUAGAGUCGUUAAGUGACAAACGUACACGUGAAACAUUUGCGAUAAACUGUCUGCAACGGUCGAUCGAAACCGACACAAAAUCGGGACAGUCGUUGUAUUUAUUGGGUCGCUGUUACGCCGGUAUAAAUAAAGUGCAUGACGCGUUUAUAGCCUACAGAAAUUCAGUGGAGAAAAGCGAAGGAAAUGCAGACACGUGGUGCUCCAUCGGAGUAUUAUACCAGCAACAAAAUCAGCCUAUGGAUGCAUUGCAAGCGUACAUAUGUGCAGUGCAAUUAGACAAGACACACCGUGCCGCUUGGACCAACCUAGGUAUUCUGUAUGAAAGUUGCAGUCAACCGCGAGAUGCAUUCGCUUGCUAUUUGAACGCGACAAGAUAUUCCAACAAUACAACCGAACAAAUCCAAAAUUUAACGGUUUCAUCCACCACAAAUCCAACCGGUCAUUCAUCCACAUCGUCGACCAUUUCGCCGAGUCACGGAAGUCACAAAAAUCUACUGAAAGAUUCAACGAUCACAACCAGCGGCGGUAAACCACAAAAUCUAUCGCAGCGGAUCAAAUUUCUGCAAUCUCAAUUGGCUCACGCUCCUAUGCCGAGCAUAACAUCGAAAAGACGCCAGUUGCCCUCGAUCGAAGAGGCCUGGAAUCUGCCGAUAUCUGCCGAAAUGAGUUCGCGUCAACAGCAAAGUGCGCAAGCCAAUCAACAGCGAUCGAUAGCCAAGGGCGCCUAUAACACUCAGACGUCCCAAGGACCGCCACCGCCAUAUCCAAAUCAACAGCCCAACAAUGCAGCUGUAUCAAACAAACGAUUCAAACAGGAGGAGAACCUUCAACAAUCACCCAAUGCCCGACCAGCCCAGCCCGUCUACUAUCUGUCACAGCAGCAGUUGCAAAUGUUACAAUAUCUACAGCAGAACCAGAACAAUCUUACAGCCCAACAGCAAAAUGUUUUACUGCAGUUAACGAAUCAAUAUCGCCUGAUGCAGCAGCAUCAGCAGCAAGUACGGAUUCAGCAACAACAGCGCACGCAGGCCGGUGCCGUGCAAACACAGCAGCAACAAAGUGGACAAGUUGCUAAUCGGCCGGCAGGUCAACAGUUUAUUGGCCAGCAGCCGAGUAGUUUUCAACAGACCGCACCACGAGUUCCACAAAGUGGGACGAUUGCACAAACUGGAUUUGCUGUUGAAAGCUCGAGCAAUUUUCCAGCUGCAACUGGACACACACUGCCGAACGCUGGUAUGCCCUACAAAUCGGCCAAUGUGGGACAAUUUCAGCAGAAUCAGUUCGGAACGAAUUUGGGUUACACUCAAAUAUCGUCAACGACCAAUCAGUCCGAUAUGGAUGUUUCCGACCAAGAACUACAGGCUUUGCUAUCGCAAAAAGACAUUGCAACGUCCUUCGCUGAAAAUCUGCUCAAACAGUUCGGCAGCGAUGGACUUGACAUCAAAGGUGAAAUUCCCGACGAGGCUGGCGUAGGAUCAUCGUCACCAACAAAUGUUGCCGCCGAUUCGACAACAAAUCCAAACACAAAAUCACCACCGGUCAAAUGCGAAGCAACAUCAACAAUGUCAAUCAUUCCAAAAUGUGAUAUCAAAACUGAACCAGUUUUAAAAAUUGAAAAAUUGUUUGGAUCGAACGACACGCUAACCUUUUCGACGGCAAUGGACGCGAAACAAAUUAUGGAAACUGUGAAAUCCAUUGGUGUCACAGAACCUCCAUCACCAUCCUCAAUACAAGCUCCAGACGCUCCGAUACCAUCGCCACCAGAAUGUCCACCGCAACGAUUAACGCGAGAACAACUUGUACCACCCACACCAUCCGUUCACUUGGAAAACAAAAAGCAUGCGUUCAGUCCACAACUCCAAGAGUUUUGUCUGAAACAUCCCAUUGCUGUGGUGCGAGGAUUAGCAGCUGCGCUGAAAUUAGAUUUGGGACUGUUUUCAACGAAAACUUUGGUGGAGGCCAAUCCCGAUCACAGCGUCGAAGUGCGAUUACAAGUGCAUCAAGGGCCCGAUGAAAAUUGGGACAUUUCGCAAGCGAAAAGAGUUUGGACCUGCAUAUCGCAUCGUCAACACACGACCAUUGCCAAAUACGCCCAAUAUCAGGCAUCGAGUUUCCAGGAUAGUCUCAAGGAGGAGAAGGACAAAACUGCCGGCAUUCACACAUUUUCGGAUUCCGAUUCGAAGGAUUCGAUGAGCAAUAGUGGCGUCAAUGGAAAGAAGAAGAAAAUCAAAAAUGCCAACAAAAUGUUGAGAUUCGGUACCAACGUCGAUCUGUCCGAUGAACGCAAAUGGCGCAGUCAAUUGACCGAGCUAACGAAACUACCAGCAUUCGCCCGUGUCGUAUCGGCUGCUAAUAUGUUAUCACAUGUUGGCCAUGUCAUACUCGGCAUGAACACCGUUCAACUGUACAUGAAAGUGCCGGGCAGUCGAACGCCCGGUCAUCAGGAGAACAACAAUUUCUGUUCGAUUAACAUAAACAUCGGUCCCGGCGAUUGUGAAUGGUUUGCCGUGCCGGAUGCGUACUGGGGCGGCAUUCAGCAAUUGUGCGAAAAGAAUAACAUCGACUAUUUGCACGGUUCGUGGUGGCCGGUGCUGGAAGACCUGUACAAUGCAAAUAUUCCCGUUUAUCGAUUCAUUCAACGACCCGGCGAUCUGGUCUGGGUGAAUGCCGGCUGUGUGCAUUGGGUGCAGGCGGUCGGUUGGUGCAACAACAUUGCAUGGAAUGUUGGCCCGUUGACGGCACGGCAGUACAGUUUGGCCAUCGAGCGCUAUGAGUGGAACAAAUUGCAGCAUUUCAAAAGUAUCGUGCCGAUGGUGCAUUUGAGCUGGAAUUUGGCCCGGAAUAUCAAAGUGUCGGACGCAAAAUUAUUUGAACUAAUCAAAAAUUGUUUGCUUCAAACUCUCAAACAUGUGAUAGCAACGCUCGAGUAUGUCAAGUUGAAGAAUGUUGAGGUACGAUUCCAUGGGCGUGGCAAAAACGAGGCAUCGCAUUAUUGUGGACAGUGUGAGCUCGAAGUGUUCAACAUCCUAUUCAUUCGCGAACAAGAGAAACGACAUGUCGUCCAUUGCAUGGGCUGUGCACGUAAACAAACGCCAUCGCUGUCUGGUUUCGUAUGCCUCGAAGAGUACCGUUUGAGUGAACUGAUGCAAGUGUACGAUGCGUUCGUGUUGCAUAGUCCACCACCAGCUGUAUCGCCGCCGGCACCGACAACGUAAUAUAGAAUAGAAAAUUAUGUUAACAAUGACGACGACGAUGAUGAUGACAAUGAUGAUGAUGUUGUGUACCAUUAGUUUAAUUUAUUCGCUCGUAGCAUAAGGCGUAACCGGACUUUCGGAUUUUUUUUUUUUUUUUUUUGAUUUAAAUCAAUUUUUGAAUUAGUGAAAAAAGUGUGUGAACGGUCAUCCAUUUAAGCAAUAACGUAUUUAUACCUAUCGAAUUUACAAACAAAAAAACACAAACAAAAUGAGCCGACGGAUUUCUUUGUACAAAAAAAAUCCCUGGCGUUGAAUUUAGUUCACAGUUAGCGCACAUAAUCUCGACUCUCGACUGAAGAAUAUAUUUUUACUAAAUAUAAAACAAAAAUCGGGGUUACUCGUAACAAUCGUAAACAAUAAAUUUGCAAAUUCAGAAGGAAGUUUCAUAACGAAAGUUGGAAGAAAACUUUAUUUCAUUUUUGUAACAUCUUUCCGGCCAACAGUUUUACUUUCGAUGUUACGAUACCUCAAUUGGUCAAACGGCAAAAUAAACUGACACACGAACUGAAUAUUAGCAAACCAAACUGUUUUUUCUUCGAUGAAAAGCAGUUUUUUAAUCGAUGAAACGAAAUUCACGAAAGAUUGCGCGCCUUUAAAUGUGCUGUUCGCAUUGCUGCAUUUCGGAGGAGAGAAUUCGGAUAUUUGACAGGUAUAAAAGAAACGAAAAAAAGUUCACUGUUCGAAAACCAGCGAGAUCGGUUGGACUCAUGUCACACGGAACACUGAAACGUUGAUCAGUUUGUGACAUUUUCUUCACAUAAAAAACAAUCAAAAAUCGACGCUGGUGGAAAUACUGCAGGAUCACUGGGAUCAUCCACGGGAAUUCCUAGCCUAGGUUGUGUACAAAUCUGAAACAAGCGACAUCUUACGCAUUCGUAUCUCACCGGAAAAAAAACAAUUUUUUUUCCAUCAGCGGAAAUUUAGAGUACGAUCUGUAACGGGCCCAUAACCUGUGACAUGAAUUAACAGGGAAAAUCGUCAGCUUCUUAACAUUUUUAUUUCUUCUUCGAAUUAUAUUGACGAAGUCGCUCUUACCGCUCUGUCGGUAAUCAAAUAUAACUGCAACAAACUAAAAAAAAUUAUUGAUCUCAUGUAUUUCGUAGGGACGUGUAAUACAAAGAAGGAAGAAGAGAAAACACUGCACUUAGAUAACUUGUUUAAAAAGAGUGGAAUAAGAUGAUACAAAAUGAGUGUAAAUAAAGAGUAAAACCUCCGUCAUUUGAGUGUAAAUAUUUUUUUUAAAUCAAUCGGAAUCAGAAUGAAAAUGUUUUUUUUCUUCUCUUCAAUUAAUGUGAAAUUUUAAAUAAUAUUUUGUUUGAGUUGUGGGUUUAGCUUAUAUAUAAAUAGCUGUCGAAUGUAGUUAAAUAAAAUGAAAAAAAAAAAACUGAAUAGAGGAAGAAUGGAAUUUCAAAUUUAAAUUUAAACAUUAAAUACGGCUAUCCUUCCAAAAUAUAAAUGAAUUUUGCGGUUGAAUCGAAAUGGGCAAAUUGUUGUCAAACUGGAAAACAGCAUUCAUGUAUACGCUACGUAUGCGUGUCUAUGUAAAGCGGUAAGGUACCAAAAACGUAGCAAGCAAAAAAAAUGAAUUUUAUUUAACGGAAAAAAUAAAUUUGGACAAAAAAUCGACAUGAAAAACCUUACUUUUCUUAAGCUAAAAAUUAAUAAUUUGUUAUAGUGCUAAGUAGCCAAUUUUCUUUUCAUUAAUCUCUUUCCUCCCUCUCUUUUUUGUUUGUAAAAAAUGGAAAACCAAAAUUAUAAAAAUGAAAAAUAAAAAAAAAUUAAAAAAAAUUGCGGCCAGAAAACGACUCACAGUCUCGCUCAAAACCAGUUUUCAGCAUUUUCUGGCCAAGCAAACAAAAUGCGGUACUGAGUUGCUGUGAAUUUUUUUGUUGUCAGUUUGUUGGAUUAUAUUACUCGCUUUCGGCUUGAAAUACAAAUUUCCCACACGCCUCAACAAAAACCGUCCCAGCAAGACAGUUAAUGUACUAUCAUUCGUAAUCGAUAUAAAAUAUUCAAAUUUUUUAGUAUUAAUAAUUUGUACAAAUUAAAUUAAAUUAUUAAAAAUAAUUAAAUUAAAAUGAAGGAAAAAUGAAAUAAUUUACACAAUCGAAAGAAGAAAUUAUUUAAUUUUACUACGUGUAUAGGAAAUGUAUAAGGAAAACAAAAAUUGAAAAUAAAAGGAGACAAAAAACCAGUGUUCACUGCCAAUAUAAAAAUGAAUAAAUUGAACUUAUAAGAAGAAAACAAAACACACCGAUGAUUUUUUGCGGAAUAAAUGGAGAAUGGAGAGAUUGGUGGAUGUUCAUCUUAUUUUUAAAAUGGAAAUUUUAGUGUAAAUAAAACUGAAACAAAAUGACAACACAAAGCGAGAAAAAUUAUAUUUUACCAAAAAAACACACACAGACAAUUCAAUGGGAUUUCUUUUUUAUUUUUACCUACACUUACAUCAGUCAGGGCUGGACUGACUCGAAAAAGUCUUUCUGACGUUGUAUGUGGUAAAUUUGCGAAAAGCCCAUCAUUGCUCUUGAUCCAUACAAAAAAUUAAGAUCCCUUCGUAAAUCGCCCGAAUGACCGUGGGUUCAGUUCAGGCCUACCUGCAGUUUUUUAAAACGAAAUUUUAUAUGAAAGAAAUUUUAAUGGACAUGCUCCAUCACGUUGUGAGCAUCAUCAGUUCAAAUUGAAGUAAAAAAAUCUGGUCUGGUGCCUCUAGGAAAACUCCUUUGGCCUGUAGAGCCGCCAACCUUUUAUCCCUAGUUAUGUUUCCACUACCAGUAGGUGUUAAAUUUUCGAUUCUUUUUGUAAAAAAUAUCGCCUGGUCGCGCCUGGUCGUUGAUGCAAAGGUAACGAUGGUCAGUCAAAAACAAAUCUGUACACUCCUUGCAAGGAUAUUUUAAUUGAAUUUCCAGAGCAACAGCUUGAAGGUCUACAUUUCAACUAAAAUUGUGAUAUACUACGUUACAAAAUAAAAAGUGAACAAGCUUUCAUCUGUUGGCGAUCACAACUGCAUGAAUAAACGAUGAUCUUCGACUAUAACAGUGAGUCUUGUCGCGAAAUGUGCGUCGCAAACUUGAAACUGCUUACAUCAAAUGAAGUAAUAGAUCCGAUAACAGAUUUGCUGAUAUGCUUACCGUCGGUGAAAGGGUAAUACAAUUAGCUUAUUGAACACUCACAACAAUGACACUUUACUAUCACAUCGAUUUCGUUUUGUUGUUUUAAACAAUUGCAACUUUUUAUCAGUGUAAACUGAACACUAAACUCAUUCUCAGUACUAAGUUCUUUGAAUUCUAUACAGGAUUCUAUACCAUAAUGCAAUUAUGCGUUUCGAAAGUCAUUUGAAUCAUUAAAAUAAUUGUCGAAUUGUAAUUAAUUUGAUAAAUAAAAUUUGAAAUAAAACAAAUGGAAAUUAAUGAUUAAGAAGCAAUUUUUUUGACAGAUAAUUAAUUUUAUUUAAAAAAAGGGGAAAAAAUAGAAAGAAGAAGAACUUAAGCGUUAAUGUGCCUUUAUUCUCAUAAAAUAGCUCAAAACUCAAGAAAAACACAAAAAAUUAAAGAAAAAAUAAAUAUUUUUUUGGAUAAUAAAAAAAACAAUAUUUUUAGCUAUACAACAACAACAACGGUCCGUUUAGAGAAAAGUCUAAUUUUUCAGAAACAAAAAAAAAAGAAAAUUUUAUUACAAAAAAUAGAAAACAAAUUGUAGUCACAGAAAAGAAAACAUUUUUCAAAUUUUAUGAUUGAUGGACUGGACGUGGACAUACGCGAGUUUUUAUUUUCAAACGAACCAUUUACCGACGGCUAGAUCCUCACUCCUGAUCGAAUAUAAACUAUUUUCCCCACAGAUGAAUGUUACAUUAAUCGAAAACCGUGCUUUUUAUGUCUCCCUACUUUAUGUGGGCCAUUGCUACAAUCGUCUGUGAAAUAUACGAAGUAUGGUUUCCACUCAACAAAAACUACUCCGCGUGAUCACUGAUCUCACACGAGCGAGAUGUCAAGUAAACAAAGCAAAAAAUGAAAAAAAAAAUCAGAUUUGUCUCUCACAUGGAGUUUUUUUUUUGGUAGGUGGAAAUCAAGUCUUACUUUUUUAACGGAUGAAAAUUGUUCCUUUUCUCUUAUAUUUCCAAAAACCUUUUUAGUAAAAAUAGUGAAAAUUGGGAGAAAAAGCGGGAAAAUGUAGGGAAAAAAAUUUCACGGAAAAGUCCUUGCUAUUUAGUGUAGAGAAAUGCCGAACAAUGUCUAGCUGUACGUUUGUUUCCUCACUGUAUUUACUGAAGGCCAACACACACUAGCAUCUAGUGUCAGUUGGGAAUAUGAUAUUUCUAUUGUUAAAACCGAUUUUACCUGAUUUAAACAAUAGAAAUAUCGUAUUCCCGAUGACGCUAGAUGCUAAUUCCGCGAAAUUCUCUUGAUUGUCGUAAAUUUGUCUACAUUUUCUCGAUAAACUUUGCUCAAAGGUAGUGGCAAAAAGUAUUUCGUUUGUCGUUCCAUUCGGUUUCAAAUCCAUCAAUCAUUAAUAUUAAUUCUAACUCUGGUACAAAAUGAAGGAAAA